AUGGCAACUGCUAAGAAUAGCUCCCUCCUCUCCAUGAUGAUGAUAACAUUGUGUUUAGCAAUUAGCAUGAACACCAGCGCCGCCACUCGCCGCCUUCUGCAAAUUCCCGGCGCCCCACCGUUGCCGACGAUUCCCUCUCUGCCUCAACCAACCUUACCACAAAUGCCUUCCAUUCCUAACUUGCCAACCACCACACUUCCACCAUUGCCGGCAAUGCCCGCCUUCAACUUGCCUAACAUGCCUCUCCCUACCUUGCCUUCUGCCCCAAAGCUCACUCUUCCUCCCAUGCCGGCUAACAUCCCUCUGCCAACCUCAUUUCCCAACUUUCCGGCGGCUAUCCCCACUCUUUCUCCACCUCCGUCAAACUGA
This is a messenger RNA of Ipomoea nil (Japanese morning glory), 369 nucleotides long. Its product is annotated as RNA-binding protein 12. Bases 1 to 369 code for a protein of 122 amino acids. The record is from RefSeq and is a predicted model, not a curated record. The transcript has a single exon. Lineage: Eukaryota; Viridiplantae; Streptophyta; Magnoliopsida; Solanales; Convolvulaceae.